GUGACGGGUGGCAAUUUCCUUUUGGCCAAAAGGGAAAGAAGGAAGGGACUUGGCCCUGGCCUGCGGGCACUCAGAGGGAUGACCAUCCCAGCCUCGCGAUUGGUUCUGGUCUCCUCUUCCGGAGAGACUGCAGCCCCGUUUCCCUCCCUUUUCCUGGCUUGGGCCCACCCCUCGCCUCGGUCCGCCUAGGGCUGGGGCUCUAUCUUUCAAUUGCGAGGAGGGGGGAGGAGCCGGCUGCUGCUGCUGCUCCUGCUGCUGCGCGGGUUCGGGGCUCGGGUUCCGGGCUCCUGGGCCCGGCCGCGGACCAUGGCAGAUCCGGGGGUCAGCUGCUUCCUCACCAAACUCUUGUGCGAGAACAAGGCGGGCUCCUCAGACGUCCGGCAUUUGAGCCAGAAGAUCGGCUGGUCGGAGGCGCAGCUGAACCAGAUCCUCCAGGACGCCGGGCCCGAGCGCUUCUUGCUGGUGGAAGACGAGGACCCCACCGUGGCCGUGGCCGUGGCCGUGAGCCCCUUGCGCCUUUGCGGCCACUACCUGCGGGACGAAUGUGACGGCUGCGAGCGGCUACACAUUUGCAAACUGUUCAUUCAAGAUAGGUGCAGGUAUAAGAAGCAGGGGUAUAAGUGCAGAUUUUCCCAUGAUAUUCAUUUGCCUGGAAAUAGCAAAAUCUUGAAAAAUAAUGCUCUUUUUGGCAUUAAUGAGUCGGAGCUCAAAGUCCUGCUUUUUCAGAAUGAUCCUUCCCUUUUGCCUGAGAUCUGCUCCUUCUACAACAGAGGCGACGGGCCCCAUGGAUCCUGCAACCUCCAGGAUAAUUGCACCAAGCUCCAUGUUUGUAAACACUUCAUCUGGGGGGAGUGUAGGUUUCAGAAGUGCAAGAGAUCUCAUGAUCUACAUGCGGAAAAUGUGUUGAAGUUGCUGAGGGAACAAGGUCUGAGUCCCUCUGCUAUCUUAAACAUCCAGAGAAUCUGCAAGUAUAAGCAUUCAGAGAUCUGCAAGUCCUUUGAGAAGAAGAAAGAUAAACGAUCUGAGACUGCUUCUACAAGCAAUGAGAAGUCAAAAAACAGUGAGAUUUGCCUUUACUACAUCUGGAAAUUCUGCAAACAAAAAAAUAAUUGUAGGAAUAUUCAUUACAAGUUACCUUACCGAUGGCAAAAGUUGGAGGGCACUGUUUGGAAUGAUCUUCCCAUGAUGGAAGGGAUUGAAAAAAUCUUUUGUGACCCAAAGAACUCUAGAUAUGUUUCCCCAGCCCCAUCUCCCUCUUCUCCCUCGUACAUCAGUUUCCUGUUCAACUUGGCCCUUGGUCUUCCGCCUUUUUUCCCAAAUGUUGGAGUCCAAAUGGGAGAUCUGGACAUCAAUUUUGAGACUAUGACCUGUGGUUUGAAUCAAGUGCGUCGUCUAUCUACCCCCUCCUCUGUCACCAAACCUUCCAAUAUUCUCUUAACCACAACAUGGCUCUGGUAUUGGCUGAAUGACAAUGGUCAGUGGAUUGAAUAUGGAACCCAGGGUGAAAAUCAUCCUACUUCUUCAGUAACAUCUGUAGAUAUAGAAACCGUAUUCCUUGCUGAUUCAUAUGCCACUGUAGACUUUCAAGCGGGACAUCAGUUCUAUGAAAUCAACUUCAAAGAAAUGGUUCAGAGAAAUUUGAUAUCCCAAACCAAAAGAAAAGUAUGUAGGAGGCCAAAAUUUGUAUCCCCUGAAGAUGUGGAUAAAAUAAGGAAACGUAACCAAGGAGAGGGGAGCCGGCCAGGUGCUUUCACUUUCUCGAUCCCUCCCUCCUGGGACAAAUCAGCUGUGCCAGAUGUUGGCUAUAAGCUCGUGAUGCUCAAUGAAACCUCUAAAGAAUUCAGUGAUGUCAAGAGCCAAUUUGAAAAGACAAUGACAGGUUUUGUCAUUGAACGCAUCCAAAGGAUUCAGAAUUUGGCCCUUUGGCAGGUCUUCCAAUGGCAGAAGGACCAGAUGAAAAAGGUGAAUGGAGGGAAGGAUGUGGAUGAACGACAUCUAUUUCAUGGAACGAAAUACAUCCAUUUGAAUGACAUCUGCAGUCAUAACUUUGAUUGGAGGAUCUGUGGGACCCAUGCAACAGUUUAUGGCAAAGGGAGUUACUUUGCAAGAGAUGCAAGUUAUUCCCACAAUUACUCGGAGUCUGAGACUAAUGUCAAAAUAAUGUUCCUGGCUCGAGUUCUGGUUGGAGUUUUCACUCAAGGAGAUUCAAAAUAUGUCCGGCCGCCAAUGCGACAGGGUACACAGAACACCUUUUACGACAGCUGUGUCAAUAACAGAUUGGAUCCCACCAUAUUUGUGAUCUUUGAAAAACAUCAGAUUUACCCAGAGUAUGUCAUAGAGUACACCGAGAAGAGUAAACAGUGUACCAUUAGUUAAGGCAAAAGAAGUCACUGUUUCCUUAAUGGAAUAAUUGUGUGUGUGUGUGUGUGUGUGUGUGUGUGAAAGAGAGAGAGUGUGAAUAAUAUCAAAGUAGCUUUUUUACCUUCCUGUUUUUAAGGAAAGCAGGAAGUGAUCAUCUGGGAGAGCAGUUACUCAGAGCCGAGUUGUGAAAGUCUUUUGUAACACAUAUGUUUAUGAAAAAUCGUAUGUAACAUAAUUUCCAGAAGUAGAAUCCUGUUUCAGAUGCACCUAAGUAGCUCACUAUUUAAAAGUAUGUAGCAUUUGAAUCAUGAUGCAAAGAGAAGACCAACAACAAACCUUUGAAGUACAGAAAGUCACUACCAAAUUUGUCUGUUUUCAAAGUUUGGGUUUUCAUGUGCAAGAUUUUCUUAAAAUGGAGGAGUUUGUUUUUGUUUUUUGUUUGUUUUGUCUUUUAGCUAGUGCACUGGGGCAGGGAACUUGUUUUAGUUACUCUCCAGUGUUUUGCAGAGCAGGAGAGCCAGGGAUGAGGAGUUUAGACAACCUGAUGAAUCAGUCAGCAAGCAUUUGUUAAGCUUCGGCUAUGUACCAGGCAAUGUGCUAAGUGCUAGGGAUACAAAGAAAAGUAGAAGACAGUCCUUUCUCUCAAGCUCACAGUCUAAUGGGGGAAACAACAUAAAAACAGCUGUACAAACCAGCUGUAUAGGGGAUAAAUUGGAAAAAUCAACUGAGGAAAGGCACUAGAAUUAAAGGGAAUUAGAACAGGCUUCUUGUAGAAGGUUAUGAUUUUAGCUGGGACUUAAAGGAAGCCAGGAGACAGAGUUGAGGAAGGAGAGCAUUCUAGAUAUGGGAGACAGCUACAGAAAAUGCCUGAAGCGAAGAGGUGGAGUGUCUUAUUUGUGGAACACCAAGGCAGUAGUGUCACUGGACUGACACUGAGGGUUUGGGUAUAAGGUGUAAGAAGACUGAGGUAGGAGGAGGCUAGAUUAUGAAGGACUUUGAAUGCCAAACUGAGGAUUUUGUAUUUGAUCCCAGAGGUGAUAGGGAGUCACUGGAGUUUAUUGUCAUCCCAAUGGGGAUGACAUGUUUGACUUGAUCUUUUAGAAAAAUCCCUUUGGCAGCUGAAUGGAGAAUGGACUGGAGUGGAGAGUCUUGUGAAAGGCAGAUUGACUAGUAGACCAUUACAAUAGGUGUAAGGUGUAAGGUGAUUGAGAGCCAGGGUGGUAGCAGUGUCAGGGGAGAGAAAAGAGUAUAUUCAAGAGAUGUUAGAAAGGUAAAAUUAAUGGCCUUGGUAAUAGAUUAGAGCUGGGGGAUUGAGAGAGUGAGGAGUCAAUGAUGACACCUAGUUUUUGAGCCUGGGUGACUAGGAGGGUAGUUGUAUAUUUCAUAAUAAUAGGGAACUUCCAGAGGGAGUGGAAUUUUUUUCAGAAAGACAAUGAAUUCCAUUUUGGACAUGUUGAUUUCAGAUGUCUAUAGGACAUCCAGUUUAAGAUGUCUAUUGGAGUCAAUUGGAGAUUCAAGGCUGGAGGUCAGCAGAGAGGUUAGUGUUAGAUAAAUAGAUUUGAGAAUCACCAUCGUAGAAAUGAUUAUUGAAUUCAUGGGAGCUGAUAAGAUACCCAAGUGAAAUUAUGUAGAGGGAGAAAGGAAGGCCCAAGACAGCCCGGGGGGACAACUAGGAUUAGCAGGAUUUUCUGGAUAAAGAUCCAACAAGAGACACUGAGAAGGGGAAGUCAGAUAGGUAGGAUGAGAACCAGGAUAGAAUAGUGUCAUCAAAAAAAACUAGAGAGAAGAAAAUAUCAUGGAAAAGCAGAUCAUCAAGAGUGUCAAAGGCUGCACAGAAGUCAAGAAGGAUGAGGAUUGAGAAAAAGUCUUAAGAUCUGGCAAU
Messenger RNA from Trichosurus vulpecula (common brushtail), 4243 nucleotides. Its product is annotated as protein mono-ADP-ribosyltransferase PARP12-like. Gene Ontology annotation, molecular function: NAD+ poly-ADP-ribosyltransferase activity; metal ion binding. The record is from RefSeq and is a predicted model, not a curated record. The transcript has 13 exons. Lineage: Eukaryota; Metazoa; Chordata; Mammalia; Diprotodontia; Phalangeridae. Bases 307 to 2376 code for a protein of 689 amino acids.